AUGUACAACGGCAUCGGUCUCACUACACCCCGUGGCAGUGGUACAAAUGGUUACGUUCAACGUAACUUGUCGUACCUCCGCUCACAUGAGACCGCGGCCGAACGCGCUGGCGCUUGGGAUGUAGCGCCCCCGAAACACCGUGAGCCUGACCAGGAGAUUUUGGAACACGAGCGGAAGAGAAAGGUGGAAGUGAAAUGCUUGGAACUACAGCUUGAGUUGGAGGACCAAGGAUUGGAAGAAGCUCAGAUUGAAGAGCAAGUUAAUGCAUUGAGGGAGAAGCUCCUUGCCAACCUCUCGUCUCUCGCACCCACCGCUAAAAGCCUGAAGUCCUCGGACACUCAUGGCAUUGCCGCUGCCAAAAAGGAAGAACUGAACAAAAUGGCGCGUGCCUUGGGCACAAGACCAGAUUACACCGAAGGAGAAGCCUUUGACCGGGAGAAGCAAGAGGAGCUGAAGAUGAAGCGGCUGGCUGAGAGGGAAGAAAGAGAGAGAAAGAGGGAAGAAGAGAGAGCUAGGUACCAGGCGCAGAAGGAGAAAUGGGAGGCUGAGAAGAAAGAGAGGGAUCGAUUGAGGAGACGGGAGGAAGAUAGGCUCAGGAAAGAAAGAGAGGAAAACGAGAAGAGAAGGGCGACCAUGCCUCCACCUCCACCGCCAUACAGGGACAGAGAUGGCGGAAGAGGAAAGGAUUAUCGGGACAGACGAAGCAGGAGUCCUCCUCGCCGGGCUAUGCCUCCCCCACCUCCCCGUGACCGUGGUUAUGGACGACGAGGACGAUCCAUGUCCCGAUCCGCUUCCCGCUCUCCCUCCCGCUCGCGUUCUCCGCGUUCUCCUCCUCGCCCUCCUCCCCGCCGACGGUACGAUUCUCGUUCCCCUGAACGUGACGGACCUCCUCCCCCGGCCGCAAGAUAUCGCCGGUCCGGCUCUCCCGUUCCUCCCUCUCGUGGUUACUCCAGGUCACCCUCUCCCCAUCCACCUCGCGGCGCCCGUGGUCGGGGGCGAGACGUUUCAGUGUCGCCGCCUCCCCGAGAUCGCUAUAGGUCACCACCUCCACAUAUGCGCAGGAGAUCACCGUCUCCUCGCGACGAUUCACGGUCUCCUCCCCCACGCAGGAGGUCUCCGCCCCGUCGCUCUCCUCCCCGGCGUGAUCGGCGACCGUCACCCAGCCGGACCCCGUCGAGGUCGCCUCCACCUCGCCAGCGCCGGAGGUUCGAGUCGAGGUCUCCUCCGAGGAAUAAGGAUGACAGCGACCGGGAGAUGCGCUCUCCCUCACCUCCGCGUCGUGGUCGGUCUCGUUCUGCUUCGUCUGGUUCUUCCAUGUCCGUCAGUUCCAGGUCGAGCAGCCGGGAGUGAGAUGCAUGAGAUUGUCUUCCGGUAACCUUCUUCCAAAAGAUUGUAUCUACGAGCUCAGUGCUCAGUGCUCCUGUGCAUUUGCCGUGCUAUGUAAUUGUAUGAAUUGAUACCUGAAGGUAUUGCCUGGGUUUGAUGACUG
Gloeophyllum trabeum ATCC 11539 is the source of this 1489-nucleotide messenger RNA. RefSeq lists its product as uncharacterized. The record is from RefSeq and is a predicted model, not a curated record. The coding region runs from base 1 to 1350 and encodes 449 amino acids. The transcript is spliced from 3 exons. Lineage: Eukaryota; Fungi; Basidiomycota; Agaricomycetes; Gloeophyllales; Gloeophyllaceae.